AUGACAUUAGAAAAAGCUGUUGAAAGGAUCAUUCCAUUAGUUUCAGAUCUUGCAGAUCAUGUUGCUCGAGCUAAACAAAGUUGCAAUCAAAACUCAGCUCUCAUAACAUGGGAUGAAUCAGCAGCAAUUUAUCUUUACUCAAUGCAAACAGGUUUUUUUCCCAUGCUCAACAAAGCGCUUCGAGAUGAAAAUCGACAUGUUUUGAAACCAUGGUUCGCCUAUUUGAAAUUAUUUAUUACUGCUCUCGAGAAAUUACCAUCACUCGAGAUAAGGGUAUGGCGAGGAGUUGCGGACAAUGUUACCUCCAUCUAUGUACCGAAUAGUGUGCAAACUUGGUGGAGUGUGAAUUCAUGCUCAACAGCUCUCGAUGUCGUUCAAGCUUUCAUGGGGGAAAAUGGAACAUUGUUUGCCAUUGAUGCGAUUCAUGCCAAAGAUGUAUCCGCCUACUCGGCAUUUCCACAGGAGCAAGAAUUUAUUCUUAUGCCUGGAACUAAAUUACGUAUGAAGAGUAAUUCAUUCAACUUCGAAAAUCGUCUGUUCAUCGUCGAUUUGAAA
Messenger RNA from Rotaria sp. Silwood1, 555 nucleotides. NCBI's taxonomy places the organism in Eukaryota, Metazoa, Rotifera, Eurotatoria, Philodinida, Philodinidae. The record is from the annotation of a GenBank genome assembly.